CAGGCACCGAUUUACCACUGACUUAGAGCUUUCACUUCAGCCUGAUUCAGGGUCUGAGAACACUGAGUCUUAGUGCUGUGUUUCUGAGAUUCUUUACCAUGUCCCCCAAGUUGCAGAGAAUUUUUCCAGGACUGUGCCUCCUUGGGAUCCUAUCUCUAUUGCAUUGCCCGCCUGUCCUGUGUGAUUGUGAAUCCCCUCCUGUCAUUGCCCAUGGACAAAGUAAAAUAGUCUCUAAAUUAUUUGCAUUUGAACACCAAGCUGUAUAUGAAUGUGAUGAAGGGUACAUCCUGGUUGGAGCGAAAGAACUCUCCUGCACGUCUUCAGGCUGGUCACCUGAGGUCCCUCAGUGUAAAGCACUGUGUCUGAAACCAGAGAUAGAAUAUGGAAGGUUAUCUGUGGAGAAGGUUAGAUAUGUUGAACCUGAAAGAAUUACUAUCCAGUGUGAGUCUGGCUAUAAUUUGGUUGGUUCUGAAAAUAUCACUUGCUCAGAGGACAGAACCUGGUACCCGGAGGUGCCCAAGUGUGAGUGGGAGUAUCCUGAAGGCUGUGAGCAAGUAGUCACAGGCAGGAAACUCUUGCAGUGCCUCUCAAGGCCAGAGGAGGUGAAAUUGGCCCUGGAAGUGUACAAGCUGUCCCUGGAGAUUGCACUCCUGGAGCUUCAGAUAGAGAAGCCAAAGGACACCUCUUAGUGGUAAUCACUGUAAUAUUUCUCAAGAGAGAGAGGAAAACGUUUCUUGCUGCCUUCAUUCCAAUAUGGAUCACCUCAGUUAAUCACUUUUACCAUCUCUUUUACACCACAAAUUGUGGUAAUAAUUAUCUAGAAAGGAUAAUUUUGUUAAUAUUUAGUGCUUUGAGAUUGUGGAGAUUUUGAUGACUUUCUGACUCAUGUUUUCGCUUUUCUGGACACAGAGUACACAUUUUUUAAUUAAAAAAUUAGCAUAUCCAA
Messenger RNA from Bubalus bubalis (water buffalo), 946 nucleotides. Its product is annotated as C4b-binding protein alpha chain. Bases 99 to 689 code for a protein of 196 amino acids. NCBI's taxonomy places the organism in Eukaryota, Metazoa, Chordata, Mammalia, Artiodactyla, Bovidae. The record is from RefSeq and is a predicted model, not a curated record. The transcript is spliced from 4 exons.